This is a messenger RNA of Aricia agestis (brown argus), 1779 nucleotides long. RefSeq names its product histone deacetylase complex subunit SAP30 homolog (gene Sap30). The record is from RefSeq and is a predicted model, not a curated record. Gene Ontology annotation, cellular component: histone deacetylase complex. Gene Ontology annotation, molecular function: transcription coregulator activity; protein binding. The transcript is spliced from 3 exons. Gene Ontology annotation, biological process: regulation of DNA-templated transcription. Bases 522 to 1064 code for a protein of 180 amino acids. NCBI's taxonomy places the organism in Eukaryota, Metazoa, Arthropoda, Insecta, Lepidoptera, Lycaenidae.
AAGGUACAAGUUACAACUAACAACACAAAGACCAUAAUAUUUUCGUAAAUAAAGUAUGUUUGUGUGUGUACACACUACACAGUAGUCUGUAGUCUGUACGGCUUUUGCUUUUGUGCUCGAAUCGUAAAGUGACGGGACGUACAUUUUGUUUAAUUGAUGUGUUAAAUAAGAAUUUUUGUGAUUUAUUGUGUUCUUCUCAAAAAACUUCACAAAAUACCACCGCGAUCUACUUUACCCUUAAUUCAGUUGAAUCGAUCAAGGCUUAGUGCAAUAUUCGAAGUUAAUUUCGUGCGUUUUCUGGAAAGCCAUGGCCAAUAAGUGGUGAAUAGAGACUGUUGCUGUAAUUAACCAGUGAAUUCGUGUUAACCGGGUUGUUUUAAUGUUAUUAAGUGAUUUUUGACUCAGAAAUAAUGUGCAAGUAUAGGUAUUCAUCAUAACCUCAAUACGAGGUCUCGUCAUAAUUUCGAACGAUUCGAGGCUGCGGGCAGAACUUUGAAAAGAGUUAGAAUUUCCUGUUAUAUAUGAUUCAACGCGAGUAUCAAAUGAACAACGGGUUCAGUACAGGGGAGGAAGAUUCCAGGGGGAAUUCAGACCAAAUAUGUUGCCUUGUGGAUGACGGCGAUCGCUGCAGGCGACCUGCUGGCAACGCUUCAUACAGCAAGCGCAUCCAAAAAACAGUCGCUCAAAGGAGGCUUAAACUCAACAUAGAUCCGCAGGCUAGGCACACAUAUAUUUGUGAUCAUCACAAAUCUAUGAUUCAGUGCGCUAGGACAAAACAAAGGCGGAAUAAAGAUUCAGAGGACGACAGUAACGAAGCUGAAAUGGAUUCUCCAGAAAUAGAUUGGUUCCAGUUGCAAGUUAACACUUUGAGGCGCUACAAAAGACAUUACAAAGUACAGACGAGGCCGGGGCUCAACAAAGCACAGUUGGCAGAUGCAGUGCAGAAACACUUCAAGUCUUUACCAGUCAACGAGAAGGAGAUUAUGACAUACUUUAUUUAUAUGGUCAAGACAAAUGGAAACAAACUAGAUCAGAAAAAUGGAAUUAACUCGGACUCAGUGUAGUGAUGUAAAUGGAUUAAUUUAUGAUUAGGAUAAAUAUUAGAUAUAAAAUAAUAUACAUUAAUUAUUUUCUAAUGUAAUAUUUGUUAGGGGUUGGAACUCCUUGUGCAGUUAACUAAACUAUUCAAGGUCUACUAUCUUUGUCUUCAUCAUUUUCAAUAUGCCAGACAAAAGACGGGCAGACUUUUUACAGUAAUUUACUAUGUAAAUGUUUUUAAUAGUAACAAGAUAGAUAUUCGUUUGGUCAAGCAUACACAUAAAACUGGUCAUGCACAAGCUGUCAAUGAAUCCAAAUGGCAUGUUUGCAAAGUGAUUAUGGUAUGGUAUGUAAAUAAUUUUAAUGCAUUUAUGUCCAUUGAAUAUAAGCAAUUUACUUUAUUUGGAGUAUGAAAAUAAGGACAUCUUGUGUAUGGUCAGUUUUAAAUUUAAAUGUCAAAACUGAUUCUUAACUCUUAAACUAAACUGCACAUGUAUUCUAAAAAAUCCAGCUUAGCUCCUUAUUUAAUCCAGUUGGUUUCCUGUGAAACUAACUUAUUCUGAAAUAGUAAACGAACAAGUAGGAAUAAUAUCUUGUUAUAUACUGGACUGGUUCAAAAGAGGAAUAAAGCAUGUUGCAUUAAAACUGUGGAAUUCUGGUACUGCUUGCAAUGAGACUGAUGCCUCAAUUUUCUGGUAUUUGUGGACAUAAAGAAGAUAUAAUCUUUUGAAAUAAGUUACU